Molecule: messenger RNA, 1710 nt
Organism: Solanum dulcamara
Lineage: Eukaryota; Viridiplantae; Streptophyta; Magnoliopsida; Solanales; Solanaceae
Product: ABC transporter C family member 10-like
Exons: 8
Biological process (GO): transmembrane transport
Cellular component (GO): plant-type vacuole; vacuolar membrane
Molecular function (GO): ATP binding; ABC-type transporter activity; ATP hydrolysis activity
Source: RefSeq, a predicted model, not a curated record
GACGCUGGAUUGAAGCCUUACAUACAGUAUCUAAAGCAUGACAAAGGAUUCUUGUAUUUCUCCUUGGCAGUCUUUGUUCACAUAAUGUUUGUAGUUGGGCAAUAUAUACAGAGCUACAAGUUGGCUAUAGACCUUCAAGAUUCCAGUGUUAGCAGAUUAAAGCUAAUCAGGAUCUACACAAUCACUGGUUUUGGUUUAAUAAUAUUUCUGAUUUUAAGAUCCGUAUUAGUGGUAAAGCUGGGGCUGGGUGCAUCAAAAUCAGUUUACUGUACACUGUCAAGCUCUCUUUUCUUUGCACCAAUGUCUUUUUUUGACUCAAUGCCUUUUGGAAGAAUGCUUAGUCGGGUAUCUUUAGAUUUGAGCAUUGUUGACAUUGAGUUGCCUUUCUUACUCAACUACACUGUUGGAUCAAUCAUUAUUUCAUAUUCUACCUAUGUCAUCCUGUGUUUUUUUGCUCCAGAGGUCCUGCUGAUCAUCAUGCUUAUGAUUUACGUAACUAUAUUAGUUCAGAGAUACUACAAUGCUUCUGCUAAAGAACUGAUGAGAUUAAAUGGAAUAACAAAGUCUUUAGUUGCCAACCAUUUGGCUGAAAGCAUUUCUGGGAUAAUGACCAUUCGAGCUUUUGCACAGGAAGGACAUUUCAUUAUUGAGAAAAAUGCUAGGCCAAUUUUCCAUACUUUCUCAGCAACUGAAUGGUUAAUUCUACGUUUGGAGAUAAUAUGCACAAUUAUCAUGUCCUCAUGGAUGCUUGGAAUAGCAUCGCUUCAUAGUGGGAGUUCUGGACUUACUGGAAUGGCAUUUUCUUAUGGCCUAUCACUAAAUGCAAUUCUUGUUUGGUGUGUUCAAUGUCAAUGCACGAUAGCAAAUUCAAUAAUCUCUAUAGAAAGGCUAGAACAGUACAUGAGAAUACCUAGUGAAGAAUCUGAAUUAGUGCAAAUAAACCACCCUCUACCUGGUUGGCCUACGCGUGGCAAAGUGGAAAUUCGCAACCUAAAGGUGAGGUACAGGAUUAAUGCUCCAUUAGUUCUUCAGGGUAUUAGUUGUACAUUUGAAGAGGGACAAAAGAUUGGAGUUGUUGGUAGAACAGGCAGUGGGAAAACAACUUUUAUCAGUGCAUUGUUUCGCCUAGUUGAGCCUACAGAUGGCAAGAUCAUCAUCGAUCAAUGUGAUAUUUCAAUGAUUAGGCUUCAUGACCUUAGGUCGCGUAUUGGAAUUAUUCCACAAGAUCCUACACUCUUUACAGGUUCUGUAAGAUAUAAUUUAGACCCCUUAUCAGAAUAUAGUGAUGAUCAGAUAUGGAUGGUUCUUGAGAAGUGUCAGCUUAGAGAGGCUGUCCAAGAAAAAGAAGGGGGACUAGAUUCCUCAGUUCUACAAGAUGGAUCAAACUGGAGCAUGGGACAAAGACAAUUGUUCUGUCUGGGACGUGCACUGUUGAAGAGAAGUCGAAUUCUAGUGCUAGAUGAAUCCACUGCAUCCAUUGACAAUGCCACAGAUGCAAUUCUCCAUAAAACAAUCGGGCUAGAAUUUGCAGACUGCACAGUUAUAACAGUAGCUCACAGAAUUGCAACAGUUAUGGAUUACACAAAAGUUUUAGCAAUAAGUGAUGGUGAGAAGCUGGUUGAGUUUGAUGAGCCAAAGAAGCUGAUAAACAAAGAGGGUUCAUUAUUUGGAAUGCUUGUUAAAGAGUAUUGGGCUCGUACAGAAAAGUGA